UUUUUUUAAUGGAGCCUUCACAACUAAAAAGUACACAGUGCAAACAAGCCUCGCUUCUUGACCUAAAUGCACAGUACAAACGACUCUUGCCCCUUGGCUUUUUUGUGCCCAAACAGCUGUUGGAACCAGCCUGGCUCCUGCUCGCCGGUGUAGGCGCUGCUUUUGUCAGUGCGGCCUCAGGCGCUGUAUGGGCGUUUUUAACAGAUACGCUAAGCUAUUUUAGCACUCUCUUCGUUACCAGCGUGGAAAUAACUAGUCGAGAUGAGAGCUACAGCUGGCUGAUAGAAUGGUUAAAUGAUCAGUCCUGGGCUGCCAACUACCGCAGGGUAACACUGCUGACGCAAUAUGUCGUGCGCAACGAAAGACCGUCCCUCUUAUUUACACCUGAUGUUGGAAAGCAUUUCUUUUGGUACAAAGGGUGCAGGAUUUGGAUGAAGAGAAUGAGAGACUCCGGUCCGCAAGACACCUAUUCAGCAUAUGGUACAAACCAUGAGACGGUUACCCUCAUGGCGUGGGGGAACAGGCGUAACUUGAUUGAAAAGCUUGUGUUGGAAGCGAUGGAAUACUCGCUCAAAAAAGAGCAAGCAAGAACGUCUAUUUAUAUUCGCUUGCACGGAGCGUGGCAAAAACAGAACGAGCUGGUGCCAAAGAGAUCAUUGAAGACUGUUUUUUUAGCAGAGGGAAUCAAAAAAUCCAUAGUUAGCGACGUGGAAGAGUUCUUGGCCUCCCAGCAAUGGUACACCGAAAGGGGAAUUCCGUAUCGACGCGGGUAUUUGCUCCAUGGCCCGCCUGGAACGGGGAAGACAAGUCUCGUUACGGCAAUUGCGGCCCAUCUAGAUAUGAGCAUCUCAGUGAUCAACUUGAACAGCGCCGAUAUUAACGAUACAGAACUCCUGGUGAUUUUCACGGACGUGCCUACGAGACGGUGUUUGUUGCUCAUAGAAGAUAUUGAUGCGGCUUUGGUGAGCAAUUCGCGCACUAAAGAGAAUUCUGGCUGCUUGGGAAAAAUCACCUUGGCUGGUUUGUUGAAUGCCAUCGAUGGGGUCUCGAAACAGCACGGUAGGGUGUUGUUCAUGACGACGAACCACAUUGAUGUGUUGGAUUCAGCGCUACUGAGGCCAGGAAGAGUGGAUGUCAUUUCUGAGCUGGGAUUGGCUGAUCGCCACCAAAUUCGGCAAAUCUUCGCUAGCUUUUACCCAAGUCAGGCACAUCUUGCAGAAGAGUUUUCGAAGUUAGUUCCUGAAAAGACGCUGAGUAUGGCAGCCAUACAGGCGCACUUAUUACAGUACAAAGGCAACCCUACCGGCGCACUUGCCAAUGCCAAAAACAUUAAGCCUGCAAUAGAUUAGAGUAGGACGCGUUCUGAGUAGGCGAUUUUCCGAGGGAAAAAAAGCACUUGAGGGAUAGUGUACAAGGGGGAGAAUAUAUGCGCUGUUAAAUUUAUUUUAGAUACUAGGAGAAGAUAUGUGCCACACAAGCAAAUAUUUUUUUUUAAAAGCGUUACAGAAAGUCGGCGCAAAUUCCGAAGUACCACCUUUUAGGUUGGUCUCUGCUGGAAAACAGCAAUGGGAUAGAGUAGAGCAGGUCAAGUUGGGCAAAUGCGAACUUUGCAGAGACGCCGAGACCGACCGACGCUCUAAUCAAGUCGCAGCCGCCGCUUCUAGACAGCCAAUUGCACAUCCCUUGGUCUUGAGUGGUCCCAAAGCAAGACCCGAUUUGACAGAAGCUCCGGGCGAAGAUACUGGAGGCAGCGUGUUCGAACAUGCGGUAGGUGAAAUGCAUUGCUAGCGUCCAGUAGUGAUCACCUCUGUAGUGGCCUCUUCCGAGGCGUGGACCCACACCAUAAUACCGAAACCCGUAGAAGGGGUUUGUCUCCGAAAAUGAAAAUCGAUCGCUGAUUUUAGAGGUAGUACCAAACAAACUCUUCAAGGUACCAGCUCGAGCUAUUAGAUGAAAAGCGCAUGUGGAUGAGAGUUUGUAAUUUAUAUUCGAAUUAACUUCUCCUUUUACAUGGUAGACGUCUCCAAUAAGACCAGCGAGUUCGGUUGAGAGAACGAUGCGAGAUCCUUUAGUCGGGAUAAGGCGACUAUCUCGGGUGUCCUUGAUCCAAUUGUAGUAAAUCGAACUUUUCAAGUGACUGCCCCCUUCAAAGGUGAUACAUUCAUCUGAUUCUGGCAUGAUGUCGGUAUUCUUAAAUGCUGCCUCGUAUCCGAAUUGGUGUCUGCCCAUUUGAUAGGAAGGGGAGAUCAGAAUUUGGUGCUCGAUGAAAGAGGAAACUUUAGAGUAGUCGUGCACCAAGUUGGUCACUCGAAAAUGAAUACUUCUCUCUCCUACGGGGUAAUUGAGCAGCAUUUUUUGGAAGUCGAAGUUGUACCUGCUCUUGCCAGAUGUGGUCAUAUAGCUUCCUGAAAUGGUUUCAUAGCCGCCGAAGUAAUUCUUCAGAUUGAUGCUGGCCUGAACAGCGGCCUUAUGUCCCUCAUUUGAGACAUUGACCUUCAUCUCCAGUUGGUUUUUUUUCCGAAUUAUCGAUUUGAGAACGCAUCUCGAAGGCGCGGUGGUUAAGGACUCCAAUAAAGAUUUCUUGCUCACAUCUAAUUCGAACUUGAAGUCAUUCGUUUGACAGCCCAGCGCCCUCAGGUCAUUCAAGACUAAUUUCAGCUUGUUAUAAAACGCGUCGAUGUCUUGGUAGCUGCCGAGCAAUGGAUCUACUAUGAUUUUAUCGUUGAUCCAGGACUUCGUGGCAAUGCCUCGCUUGAUUGCAUCUAUCCAUCCCUUCAGCCCUUUUCGACGCGCGCUUUCGUCGGCGUACUCGAUUUCGACUCGUUCGACUAUAAACGGGGCAUCAAGCUUUCAAAUUUUAGUUAAGAUAGGCCCUUGCUUUGAAAAAGACAGGUUUACUUGUGAUCGGAACAGAAAAAAAAAGUUGAUGGUUUUGCAUACUUUAUCUCCUUUCAUCAGCGAUUCGAGCUGUUAUUUGACCGACGUCGGAAUAUCGAAGAUGAUGCGCAGGAAUGAUGCGGGGAUCCGACUUCACGCCAGAGCCGUGUCCUUUGCAACACUAACCGCAGGGCAGAGACUAAAUUGAAAGAGAGGCCUUACAAGAGCAGUAGGAAAAAUUUUUUUGAGGUGCGGGUACAGUUUUUUUCGGGCACUUCCGUCGUUAUCAAAAAAACGCGCCGCAACGAAGUGGCACAUGAAAGGCGUUACGCGUUGUUUUAUAUAGUAACUAUUUAGAGUGACAACAAGGUGUGGCAGCAUAUUGCGAGAAGCAGAUACGUCAAGUCAGACGAGUCAGAGAAGGCGGAGUCGAAAGACCAGACCGCCAUUUAUCGAACAGCACUUCGUACCGAUUUUCGGUUUCAGGGGUCGCCGACCGAAUUGAUUUACCGCCAUGGAUGACACAUUGUUUCUGAAAUGGUCUCUAGUCUGCCGGCUCGCACAUUAGAUCAAAGUUUCGAAAGAUGUUUCUCAGCGUUUCUACCAGGUAGAAAAACAGGGCUGAAUUAAACGCCAUGCGUUGAAUGGCCUGUGAGAAUCCACCAGCAAAUCCGAUUAAUUUCUCGUGUCUGUAUUGAGCAGAAAAUAGAAAUUAGAAAUUUGCGUCAAAUAGCUAGAACUUUGUGUCGAAUAGCUGCUACAUUGAGAGGAGACAUACUUAUAAGUUUUAACGACAGCGUCGAAAAAGCCGCUGUAGUGGUCACUCGAAACCACAUGGACGUUUUGUUCCCGUAACCUCGCUUUGAUGACAGAUAGGGGCUGAGUGGAGAUGGUAGCCAGGAUUUUCGAGAAACCGCCAGCGAAGAAUGCCUCCCAGCCGCGAAUGGAUCUAUCUGGGUUGCCAGCGACUAAACAUCUAGAUAUAGCAUCAUAAGUGGAUAUCUGCACGGCGCCGUGAUAGCUCGAUAUGAUGGAUGGUACGAGGCCUUUGUAGAACGCGCUGAAACCCUCUUCUGCCCAAAUCUUUCUAAAAGCGUCUGUUUCGAUUGGUUUGUGUCAACGGAUCUAUUUCAGCUGAAAAGGCUGCAAUGAAUUGUGUGUCACAGGUCCACGGCGCACAUACCGAUCAUCCCAUUGUAGUGUUUGGCCGUUCCUGGAGGCACGCAAUUGACAUAUUGAAGCUGUAGUCUGGUUUUGACUACCCAUAUCGGAUUGGUGAUUGGUGCCAGAACGGCGCCAACGAUCGUUCCAAUUAUUAGGGUGGAGGUGGUGCCUGUGUGACCGCUUUUCUCUGCUCGAUUUUUUAAGUUUGUGUAACUGAAAUUUGUCAGCUCAGAAUAUUUUUCCUCUGGACGUAUACAAAAGUGCCAGCAUACCCAUACAGGUAUAGAGACCAAGACAUAGAUGCACCAAUCAGAGCUGGAACUAUGCCCUCAUAAAGGCCUCUGAUACCCUGCCUUUGCAC
Molecule: messenger RNA, 4402 nt
Organism: Schistocerca gregaria
Lineage: Eukaryota; Metazoa; Arthropoda; Insecta; Orthoptera; Acrididae
Product: mitochondrial chaperone BCS1-like
Exons: 2
Coding region: 9-1349 (446 amino acids)
Biological process (GO): mitochondrial respiratory chain complex III assembly; protein insertion into mitochondrial inner membrane from matrix
Cellular component (GO): mitochondrial inner membrane
Molecular function (GO): ATP hydrolysis activity; ATP binding
Source: RefSeq, a predicted model, not a curated record